AAAAGAAGUGGGUUAACGAUGGGUCCUCGUACGACCUUUACACUCUUCCUGUUAAUCUCAACGAUUGGCCACUCUAUAACGGCGACCCAGUUCAUAUCGUCUCCUAUUGGCAUUCAGGAACCGAACCAACUUCGUGAGCCAAAAGAUUUCACAAUAGCGACCCCGUUUUCACACGCUGAUGAUUAUAAUCUAUCAAGUGAAGUGUCAAAUUCGCAGGAACCGGAAAUGUGGAUUGAUAGAAUUGACGAAAGACGCAAAAGGGAGUUGGUGACGAACUGUACGAGUGUGAAUUGCACGGCGUCGGAUCCUUUCGGAUUAUUUAAUAUGACCGAAGAAGAAUUUCUUGGUCAAAUUAGAGAUUUUAUAUUUCCGCGAACGUGGAUGUGGAUAUUGAUUAUUAUGCACACAACUGUUUUUGUCGUUGGUUUAAUGGGAAAUGCACUGGUGUGCGUUUCUGUUUACAGAAAUCAUUCCAUGAGGACCAUCACGAAUUAUUUUAUAACUAAUUUGGCAGUUGCCGACUUUAUGGUUCUUCUCUUCUGUUUACCACCUUCGUUAGUAUGGGACGUUACUAUGACUUGGUUUUUUGGAGUGGUUAUGUGCAAAAUUGUACUUUAUCUUCAGACGGUCUCCGUCACAGUUUCCGUCUUGACGCUGACUUUCAUCUCAAUCGAUCGCUGGUACGCGAUUUGCUACCCCCUCAAAUUCAAAUCUACCACGAGCAGAGCGAAGACGGCUAUUAUUAUGAUAUGGAUGCUGGCACUCUUAUUCGAUAUUCCCGAACUGAUUGCUUACGAAACUGCGGGGAGCGAAGAACUCAAAAUUGAUACCAUUUACUUUACCCAAUGUGCACCUAAUUGGUCGGAAGGCACCGAAACCACUUGGAACAUCGUGAAAUUGGUUUUAUUGUACCUAAUUCCACUACUUUUUAUGACCGUUACGUAUUGCCAGAUUGUGCAAGUUCUCUGGAGGUCCGGAACUGUAAACCAUCACCCAUUAAAUUCCAACAACAGAUCGGUGAACUCGUUUCCGAACACGAACGUCAACUUAGAAGGACAGCUGAGGUCGAGGAAAAAAGCAGCCAAGAUGCUCGUCGCUGUCGUGGUUAUGUUUGCAGUUUGCUACUUUCCGGUGCAUUUGCUGAACGCGCUCAGGAUAAUAAUCGGGCUGAAGAACACGGAUACCAACCGCGCGUUUUCUUUAGUGUCCCACUGGCUUUGUUACGCUAACAGUGCCGUGAACCCAAUCAUCUACAACUUCAUGAGUGGGAAAUUCAGAAAAGAGUUUCGGCGCGCCGUGGGUUGCUGCACAACAUCCCCCAGCAAUGGAAACUACGAAAUGAAUAGUUUAUACUGCAAAAAUACAGUCAAAGAGUAUCCUAAUGGGUCAGGAAGACACUUUAGAUCCUCGAGGAGAACAACUCGAAGCACUUGUGCUGAGGCCAACUUUGCGCAUAGGAGAAGUACCAAGACCAGCGUGGUGAGACUCGAAAUGUAA
Molecule: messenger RNA, 1497 nt
Organism: Onthophagus taurus
Lineage: Eukaryota; Metazoa; Arthropoda; Insecta; Coleoptera; Scarabaeidae
Product: orexin/Hypocretin receptor type 1-like
Biological process (GO): G protein-coupled receptor signaling pathway
Cellular component (GO): plasma membrane
Molecular function (GO): neuropeptide Y receptor activity
Source: RefSeq, a predicted model, not a curated record